Messenger RNA from Pseudocercospora fijiensis CIRAD86, 393 nucleotides. RefSeq lists its product as uncharacterized. Bases 1 to 393 code for a protein of 130 amino acids. Lineage: Eukaryota; Fungi; Ascomycota; Dothideomycetes; Mycosphaerellales; Mycosphaerellaceae. The record is from RefSeq and is a predicted model, not a curated record. The transcript has 6 exons.
AUGCGGGAAUAUACUGCGAGGAACUGUUUUAUCAUCCGGAGAGCAGCAUCAACAGAAAAGGAAAAACACAUUUUCGUCGGGUUCUGUCGAGCUUGUAUACAACAUGGAGAUGUUCAUCUACUCCGUCUGAGCAGGCGACAUGGUUCUGACGCGAUCCCCUGUGAAAACUCGUCGCCAUCCGGCAGCGGUGAUUCUGAUUGCACGAAUCGAUCAGAUUUAAGCCGUAUUUCGUCGGACUUAACCAAGGAAUUCGUUAAGGGGAUAGGACCAAAGUCUUGCUGUGAAUUCUUCCGUCUGCGAGACGAGUAUGCGCCUCGGUACAGUAACUUGCCCGAAACACCGGCCUUGGAUCCACCCAAGCACAUGACUCGUGUUCUUUCCUCGCAAAGUUGA